Molecule: messenger RNA, 2601 nt
Organism: Manis javanica (Malayan pangolin)
Lineage: Eukaryota; Metazoa; Chordata; Mammalia; Pholidota; Manidae
Source: RefSeq, a predicted model, not a curated record
GUGGCAGCAGGAGUCACCACUGUCGGAAAGCAGAACAUCCGAGGAUGAAGGGAUAACCACAGCGUGGUCCAUCUGCACAGCAGAAUAUUACUCAGCUGUAAAGAAGGAAGAAGGUCUGGCACCGGCCACAGCACAGGUGGACCUCGAGGACAUGAUGAGCAAGAGGAACCAGCUGCACAGGCCGCGUGGCAUGCGAUCCACUAUGUGGAAUGCCCAGGACAGGCAGACUUGUGGAGACAGAGUGGAUUAGUGGCUGCCAGGCACUGGGGGGUGGGACAGGGAGAGACUGCUGAUUAGGAUGGGGGUCCCUUUGGGAAGAUGGAGACGCCCUGGGUCCAGGCAGGAGUGAUGGUUGCACACCCUCCUGAAUGCACUAAAUGCCACCAAGUCGUGCACUUUCAGGGGUGAAUUGUAUGGUGUCUGAGUCAUCUCACUGUCUAAAGGUAUGUGGGCAGGACUCAUGGGUCCUGAGGGGAGCGAAUGAGCCAGUGGGAGGGAGAUGCCCCCAUGCUUUAGAUGGCAGUGCCCCCCCAUGGGCUCCCCCGAGGGGUGCAGCCACAGCUCUGAGAGCCAUAAGCACUUCUGGAAGAACAACAGGCCAGUGACCAGUCAGCUCAUGGUCACGCCUGUCAUCUCACUAAGAGCAAGGAAGGCUGUGUUGUAACAGCAGGGCCUCUAAGCCUCGGGUCACUGGGCUAAAACCUGUGUUUCAGGUGCUUUUGUACAUGGUGCUUCCCGACCUCUGCCAUAAGUUUCUGCCAGGCUACGUGGGUGGCGUUCAAGAGGGUGCCGUGACCCCUGCAGGGGUUGUCAACAAGUAUGAAAUUAAUGGCCUGCAAGCGUGGCUCAUCACACACCUCCUGUGGUUUGCAAACUCUCACCUCCUGUUCUGGUUCUCGCCCACCAUCAUCUUCGACAACUGGAUACCACUGCUGUGGUGCGCCAACAUCCUCGGCUAUGCCGUUUCCACCUUCGCCAUGGUCAAGGGCUACUUCUUCCCCACCAAUGCCCAAGACUGCAAAUUCACAGGCAACUUCUUUUACAACUACAUGAUGGGCAUUGAGUUUAACCCUCGGAUUGGGAAGUGGUUUGACUUCAAGCUGUUCUUCAAUGGGCGCCCUGGGAUUGUCGCCUGGACCCUCAUCAACCUGUCCUUUGCAGCCAAGCAGCGGGAACUCUACGGCCACGUCACCAACUCCAUGGUCCUGGUCAACGUCCUGCAGGCCAUCUACGUGCUGGACUUCUUCUGGAAUGAAGCCUGGUACCUGAAGACCAUCGACAUCUGCCACGACCACUUCGGGUGGUACCUGGGCUGGGGGGACUGCGUCUGGCUGCCGUACCUCUACACGCUGCAGGGUCUGUACCUGGUCUACCACCCUGUGCAACUGUCUGCCCCGUACGCCGUGGGUGUCCUGUUGCUGGGCCUGCUGGGCUACUACAUCUUCCGGAUAGCUAACCACCAGAAGGACCUGUUCCGCCGCACGGACGGGCGCUGCCUGAUCUGGGGCAGGAAGCCUGUGGUCAUCGAGUGCACGUACACAUCAGCAGAUGGGCAGAAACACCACAGCAAGCUGCUGGCGUCGGGCUUCUGGGGCAUGGCCCGCCACCUCAACUACACGGGCGACCUGAUGGGCAGCCUGGCGUACUGCCUGGCCUGCGGCAGCGAGGGCCACCUGCUGCCCUACUUCUACAUCAUCUACAUGGCCAUCCUGCUGUCCCACCGCUGCCUGCGGGACGAGCACCGCUGUGCCAGCAAGUACGGCGGUGACUGGGCACGCUACACCGCCGCCGUGCCUUACCGCCUGCUGCCCGGGGUCUUCUGACUGACCCCCGGGGGGGCCCCAGUGCAGGAGAGGCUCUGCGGCUGGGCCCCAGGAGCCUCCAUUUCCUCACCCGUAAAACCGAGCUAGCCCAUCCUGGGCAGGUGUCUCCGUCAGUGUGCUGUUCUGUCCCCUUGGCACGGGGGCUUCUGAGGGUCUGUGCCAGCAAAAUGACCAGCUUCCUCUGUUCGGUGUUUGAGGGCAGGAGGGUGACCUGGUCCGCUUGCCAACUGUGAGGACAGUGUUUCUCUGUAUUGGAGCCCCAGCUGCCGCGCUGCCCAGACCCGACUGGCGUGAACGCUCUUGGGCUGCCAUCCCAGGCCAGACCACAUUCUGCUAAGGGCAUGGAAGGAGGUGGAUGGAGAAGAUCACAUCAGCCACAGGUCCACCUUCGUCACCUGCUCUGCCAUAAUGAGCUGGACCUGUCAAAAGUGCCUCCUUUGGGCGCGGGACAUUGCAUUUGUCUUAGUGGGCGCAGGGUGCAGCACAGGGAGGGGCCUUCUGCUUCAGGAGGGGACAGCCAGCGGCCAGGCCCGCAGCCUGCAUACCCUACGGCCGGGCCUCCCAGGCUCUGCUCCCCCCAGGCGUCCAGCAGCCGGUGCACCCUGCUGGUGCCGAGUCCAACAAGUCUGAGUCCCACUCUUGGGUGGGGUCCCUUUGAAGUGUUCUUACCGUGGGCACUUUCCCUCAACCCUAGGAUUUUCUUGAAAGCUCUCUUUGAAUGUCACUGCCCUGGAAGGGUUUGUGGUUCUUUCUAUUAAACAUUCCUGUGCAAACUUCA